AUGCCUCUUCAGUUUGAACUGUGUCCUGGCAGAAUGAUCGGUUGUUCCCAUCCAUGUUUCAUUAUUGCUGAAAUUGGACAAAACCACCAGGGAGACAUUGAGAUUGCUAAGAAAAUGAUCAAGAUGGCAAAGGACUGUGGUGCAGAUUGUGCCAAAUUCCAGAAAAGUGAAUUAGAGUAUAAAUUCAGCAAACGAGCCUUAGAGCGCCCUUACAAUUCAAAGCACUCCUGGGGAAAAACGUACGGCGACCACAAACGUCAUCUGGAGUUCAGCCAUGAUCAGUACAGGGAGCUGAAAAAGUAUGCAGAUGAUAUUGGCAUCUUUCUCACCGCCUCUGGCAUGGAUGAGAUGGCUGUGGAGUUCCUUCAUGACCUGGAUGUGCCCUUCUUCAAAGUUGCGUCAUGCGAUGCGAACAACUUCCCCUAUCUGGAAAAAACUGCCAAAAAAGGACGACCAAUGGUGAUAUCCACUGGGAUGCAGUCCAUGGAAACCAUACGCCAUGUCUACAGGACAGUAAAAGAGCAAAACCAGAAAUUCACUCUUCUGCAGUGUAGCAGUGCCUACCCUCUGGACCCUGAGGAUGUCAACCUCAGUGUGAUCAGGAAAUAUCAGGAGGAAUUCCUGGAUGUUCCAAUUGGAUAUUCUGGACAUGAGAAGGGGAUCUACAUCACGGUGGCUGCUGUGGUGAUGGGAGCAAAGGUUGUGGAACGCCAUGUGACCCUGGAUAAGACCUGGAAGGGAAAUGACCACGAGGCAUCCCUGGAACCCUCCGAGCUGGCAGAGCUGGUUAGAGCAAUCCGACUGGUGGAGACAGCAAUGGGAUCACCUAUCAAGCAAAUGUUACCGUGUGAAAAGACCUGCCAUGAUAAGUUGGGCAAGUCAGUCAUUGCUAAGGUGGCCAUCCCUAAAGGUACAGUGCUGAACCUGGACAUGUUUGCGGUGAAGGUUGGUGAGCCAAAAGGCAUCUCUCCAGAGCUCAUGCAGCAGCUGUUGGGGAAGAAGAUCAAAGUGGAUGUCAAGGAAGAUGACAGUAUCAUGGCAGACAUGAUAGAAUAA
Archocentrus centrarchus (flier cichlid) is the source of this 1056-nucleotide messenger RNA. RefSeq names its product sialic acid synthase-like. Bases 1 to 1056 code for a protein of 351 amino acids. The record is from RefSeq and is a predicted model, not a curated record. Gene Ontology annotation, molecular function: N-acylneuraminate-9-phosphate synthase activity. NCBI's taxonomy places the organism in Eukaryota, Metazoa, Chordata, Actinopteri, Cichliformes, Cichlidae. Gene Ontology annotation, biological process: carbohydrate biosynthetic process. The transcript is spliced from 6 exons.